CGAUUCAGUUACCACCAAUGUGAGUCCAAAGAAGAAUAUUAUUACAAAAAUUAUGAAACAUACUUAAAAGUCAUUUCGGAUAUCGUAUUAUUAGCUACGGUCAAAAAGUUCAGUACUAGCGUUUUUUACUUUGUUUUGUUUUACACCGAUUUUGAAAGUGGUAUACGAACGAGAUUCGAUAAAGUGCGAAUUAUUCGUUAUAAAACCUUCGUUAAGGGUUUCGACCCCUAUAUUUUCUUUACAAAGAAACUAUUUUUGAAAGUACACCAUGAAUCGACAUCAAGAACAAAUCACCACCACUUCCGAGCAAAGGAGUAUUAGUCGCACUGAACAGCAAAUUACUAGACAGAUGACACAGACUAUGCAAAGACAAGUUCAUGAAGGCUUCAUUGUGCAACAGUCCAUUCCUAGAUUUGGAAAUGAUGCUGCACCACCAGUAUUUGAACAAAUUUUUAAAAAUGCUAGAUUUGCACAAGGUGGGAAUGCAGUCUUUGAAGGAAAGGUAACGGGCAUUCCUAAACCUUUUGUGUCAUGGACCAGAAAAGGGGCUCCUUUAUUAGAAUCUUUCAAGUACCAAAUGAGGUAUGAUCAACAAACGGGGAAUGUUGUUCUUACAAUUAAUCAUAUUGGACCUGGAGAUGAAGGUGAAUACACAUGUUCUGCUCGCAAUCAGUAUGGAGAAGCUAUUUGCUCUGUUUUUAUUCAACCAGAAGGACAUACAGUACAAAUACCUCUUAACACCUAUGGUUCACAAAGAGUUCAGCAAUCACAAAAUACUCAUUAUUCAAAUAAUUUUCAUACAUUUGAAGAAGAUUUUAAAGUUGAUACCUUUGAGUAUCGUUUACUUCGUGAAGUUUCUUUCAGACAAUCAGUUACCAAAAGAUACCUUGGGGAACAAGAUGUAAAAUUUACUAGUAGUGCUCAUCAAGGACCGAUUGUAGCACCUCAAGUGUUACAAAAGCCACGUAAUUCAAAAUUGGUUGAAGGAUCAAAUGCAACAUUUACAGUGAAAGUAUCAACAGCAAAAGACUUACGACUGACAUGGUUUAGAAAUGGACAAAGGCUUGUUAAUGGACCAAAACAUCAGAUUAAUUUUACUAACCAAAUAGCUACAUUAUAUAUUCCACAAGUACAAUGUGAAGAUAGCGGACAUUACACGUUACUUGUUGAAAAUCCACAAGGCUGUGUAGUAUCAUCUGCAUAUCUUGCAGUUGAACCAGCUCCAAUUAUAUAUGAACAUACAGAAGACAAAGAAAAUAUUAUAACCAAAACUCAUAAUAAAUUGGAGGCAAUAGAACCAGCUGAAGGUAAAGUGUUGGCACCAAACUUUGUUAGAGUUUGUGGUGAUCGUGAUGUAACUGAAGGAAAAAUGACUCGAUUUGAAGUUAGAGUAACUGGGAAACCAUAUCCCGAAGUUAAAUGGUAUAUAAAUGGUCGCCCAAUUAAGGAUGAUUCUACACAUAAAGUUUUAGUUAAUGAGUCUGGUGAUCACUCUUUAAUGAUAACUAAUGUAUCUCAAACUGAUGCAGGUCAAGUUGUCUGUGUUGCCCAAAGCAAAUCAGGAGAAACAUCUUUCCAAUGUAAAUUAGGUGUCAUUGAAAGGGAGUUAGUUGUAGCUCCAAAGUUUGUUCAACGUUUUGCUCCUGUCAAUGUGAAUGAAGGAGAACCAGUAACAUUGAGUGUAAGAGCAGUGGGCACACCUAUACCAAGAAUCACAUGGCAAAAGGAUGGUGUAAUGAUUAAUGAAAUACCUGGAAAGGUAUCUCUUUGGACUGAAGGAGGGGGAUCAGUGUUAGAAAUUGCACAUGCUUCUCUAGCAGAUGCUGGUUGGUAUCAAUGUACAGCUCAAAAUACUGCUGGAUCAACAGCUACUAGGGCUCGUUUAAAUGUUAUAAGAAAACCACAACCAAGUGACUAUGAAGAUCGGCGACUUAAAUUUCCAAAACCAACAAGAGUUAUUAAACCAGAAUCUGAGCCUGAACCUGAAGUGGUCUUCUUAAAACAUGUUGAAAGAGCUAAACCUCAAGCUCCAAAAGUUGAAGAAGAUAGAAUUUAUCCUCCACCACGAUUUAUUGUUCCAUUGGCUAAUAUAUUACAAAAUGAAGAUGCACGUAUUCAUUUUGAAGCUAGAAUUGAACCUGUUGGUGAUCCAACAAUGGUUGUAGAGUGGUUUGUUAAUGAUUAUCCAUUAAAAGCUAGUUCCAGAAUAACAACUUUAUUUAAUUAUGGAUUCAUAGCUUUAGACAUAUUAAGUAUUAUACAGGAAGAUAUGGGAGAAUAUACUUGUAGAGUGACAAGUAGUUCUGGAACAGCUCAAUCUUCUGCUGUACUUAAUGUUCAAGCUCGAGAUGAAAUUGAUAAAUCUAGUCAAUAUCCUGAAAGCUUACAGUACAUUGAACAAUUAGAGGAUUAUUCCAAGUAUCAACGAACUGAUAGCUAUGAUGAAGCUCAGCCUAUACCACCUACAUUUGUACGACCUCUUCGUGACUUAGGUGAUUUGCAAGAAGGAAGGAAUGCUCACUUUGAAGCCCAGCUUAAUCCUGUGAGUGAUCCUACAAUGAAAGUUGAGUGGUAUAAAGAUGGAAAAUCGAUAACAGCAAGUUCACGUAUAACUUCUAUUUUUAACUUUGGGUAUGUGUCCUUAAAUAUUAUGCAUCUUCGUGCUGAAGAUAGUGGUGAAUACACAUUACGUGCCAUCAAUAGAUGGGGUGAAAUUAUAAGCAGAGCUAAACUUAAUGUUAUCGCUUUUAGCAACAACACAGGUGAUUUAGGAUAUCCAGAGCAACAAAGAUAUAUUGAAGAAACUCAGGCUUUAGAGCAAUCUUAUCAACAACAUAAAAAUCAUGAGUCUGUUGUACCAGAAAGUGUUGCUCCUCCGCAAUUUAAAACUCCCAUUAAAGAUCAAAUUAAUAUCAAAGAGGGUAGUUUUGCACACUUUGAAGCAAGAUUAGAGCCGUUGGGAGAUUCAACUUUACAAGUAGAGUGGCUAAAAGAUGGAAAACCUGUUGAAGCUAGCUCACGUAUGACUGUUUUCUUUAAUUUUGGCUAUGUUGCAUUGACGAUUAAGCAUGUAACUUCAUUUGAUAUUGGAACAUUUACAUGCAGAGCUUUUAAUAAUCUGGGUGAUGCAUCAACAUCAGCAGCAUUGACUGUUCUUACACGAAAAGAUGUUGUCAAAGAUAGCCAACAUCCUGGGGGAAUAGAGAAAUUUCAAUAUUUGGAAGAAUCUAAAAAAAAUAAGCGUAAAGCGGAAGAAGAGACUAUAAUUACUCAAAAGCCUAAAUUCCUUGGUCCAUUAAAAGGUACAAACAAAAUAGCUGAAGGCCAAAGAGCUCAUUUUGAAGUUCGAGUCGAACCACAAAAUGAUGUCACUAUGAAAAUUGAAUGGUAUUUCAAUGGUCGUUCGUUAAUGAGUGCUAAUAGAAUUCAAACUUACCAUGACUUUGGUUAUGUAGCUUUGGAUAUACUUGGGGUGCGAGCAGAUGAUUCUGGAACAUAUGUAGUUGUAGCUAGAAAUGCUAUUGGAGAAGCUCAAUUAUCUACAACUAUGCAAGUUGAAGUUCGAGCCAAUAUUGAUACAACUUCUAUGCAUCGUGGAGUUAUAGAAAAAGCUCCAUAUCUUGAAGCUAAAAAGUUUACUGAGCCUCAGUAUGAUAUUGAAGAAAUAUCCAAAUCAAAACCAAUUUUUAUUCAGCCAUUAUGUGAUCCGCAGCCAGUAAAUGAAGGUAAAAAUAUUCAUUUAGAAUGUCGUCUUGAACCUAUGGGAGAUCCAACUAUGCGUGUGGAAUGGUUUCAGAAUGGAAAACCAGUGACAGUUGGUUCACGGUUUCGUACUUAUUACGAUUUUGGUUAUGUAGCAUUGGAUAUUAUUCAUGUAACAUCAAUAGAUUCGGGAGAGUACACUGUUAGAGCUACAAACCAUUUAGGAUCUGCUCAUACAUCAGCAUGUGUUAAUGUUUUAUGUCGGUCUGGAAUUUUGACUGAGAGUCAGAAUGAAUAUGCUUUGGAACAAAUACAGUUAUUAGAAAAUACUUCAAGAUAUCAGCAUAAAAUGGUAAUUGACGAAGAAAGUGUUAUGCAAGCUCCUCAAUUCACUAAACCAUUACACAAUAUACAAACCAUGGAAGGUACUAAUGUUCAUUUAGAAUGUAGAUUAAAGCCGGUUGGUGAUUCAGCUAUGAAAGUUGAUUGGCUUGUAAAUGGUUAUCCUGUAAAAACUGGACAUAGAUUCCGACCAGCUUAUGAUUUUGAUUAUGUUGCGUUGGAUAUUUUGAGUGUGUAUCCUGAAGACUCUGGUAUAUAUACUUGUCAAGCAAGAAAUGAAAUGGGCGAAGCUGUGACUUCUAGUUCAGUUAAAGUUAGAGCCAAAAAAGAUUUAAUAUUAGAUUCUCAAAAUCCUAGUGGUUUGCAAAAGAUUCAAUACUUAGAAGAUUCAUCUAAAUAUAAGAAAGCAGAAAUGGUUGAUGAAGAAGUUAAAAUAAAACCUCAUUUUUUGACUAAACCAAAAAAUGUUGAAAAUUUAAAAGAAAGGCAGCAUGCACAUUUUGAAUGUAAACUAGAACCAGUUACUGAUUCUAAUCUUAAAGUUGAAUGGUUUAAAAAUGGAAAACCAAUAAUAAUAGGUCACAGAUUCAGACCAAUCCAUGAUUUUGGGUAUGUUGCAUUAGAUAUAAUUGACGUGAUUGAAGAAGAUUCAGGAACGUAUACAUGUCGUGCUAUUAAUUUAUUAGGUUCUGAUGAAACUAAUUGUCAUUUAUCAUGUAGAGGUUCAUCAGCUGUAGUUACUGAACCACAAAAUGAAAUGGGAAUUGAACAAAUACAAUAUCUUGAAGAGCGUGCCAGGUAUCAUAGACGAGAAGAUGUGGAAGAAACAACUACACAAGCACCAAUAUUUACUACAUCUUUAAAAAAUUGUGAUAUCAAAGAAGGUCAAAGAGCUCAUUUUGAGUGUAGACUUAUACCAGUGUCUGAUAGUACAAUGAAAGUUGAGUGGUUCCAUAAUAAUACCCCAAUAAAAUUUGGAUCACGAUUUACUGAAACAAAUAAUUUUGGAUUUGUUGCUCUGGAUAUUCUUCAAUGUUUACCUGAAGAUUCUGGUAUUUACACUUGUCGGGCUACUAAUAUACUAGGACAAUCCAUUACCUCUGGAAAUCUUAAUGUGCAAUCAAGAAAAUCAAUUUAUCUGGAAUCACAGCAUCAAGAAGCUUUGAGCCGUUUAUCUCAACUUGAAAAUAGUAAUCGUUACCAACGUUCUUCAGUUAUUGAAGAUGUAGUUACACAAGCUCCAGUUUUUACUCAACCAAUGAGAAAUUUAAAAACAGUUGAAAGUCAAUCCGCUCAUUUUGAAGCCAGAUUAAUACCUGUUGGUGACGAUAAGCUUAGAGUAGAAUGGUUGAGAAAUGGAAUUGCUAUUCAAGCAUCUAAUCGAGUGACAACUAUGCAUGAUUUUGGUUAUGUUGCUUUAAAUCUCAAAUAUGUGUACCCAGAAGACUCAGGUACUUACACUUGUCGUGCUGUCAAUGAAUUAGGACAAGCAGUCACUUCAGCUACAUUAGAUGUACAAUCAAAGGAUUCUCUUCAAUUAGAGAGUCAACAUGAGGCAACAUUGGCUAAACUAAGACAGCUUGAAGAACAUAGUAAAUAUCAACGGUUUGAAGAAAAGGAAAUUGAAGUGACUGAAGCUCCCAAAUUCAUUGUUGCUUUAAAUGGAACUGAAUAUAUAAUGGAAGGCCAAAGUGCACAUUAUGAAUGUCGCAUAGAACCAUAUCCAGAUAAUACAUUAAAAUUAGAAUGGUUACAUAAUGAAAAACCAUUACAAACUGGACAUCGAUUUAGAACUACAUAUGAUUUUGGGUUUGCAUCUUUAGAUGUUUUAUCAGCCUUACCAGAAGAUUCUGGAGAAUAUAUUUGUAGAGCAAUAAAUAAAAUUGGUCAAGCAGAAUCUUCUGUAAAAUUAGCAGUGCAAUCACGGGCUUCUAUUAUAAAUGAAACUCAGCACAAAGAAGCUUUACAAAAGAUACAGUACUUGGAGGAUGAUUCAAGGUAUAAGCGAGCUGCUGCUGAAGAAGUACUUUCUACUGAAAAACCUCAAUUUGGAAGACCACUUAAAAAUGUGGAACAUCUUCCAGAAGGUAAAAGUGUACACCUUGAAGCAACAUUGAUUCCUGUAAAUGAUCCAACCAUGAAAGUAGAAUGGUUCAGAAACGGAAUACCAAUUCCACAAGGUCAUAGAUUCAAGACAACUUAUGAUUUUGGAUUUGUUGCUUUGGAUGUACUAUAUGCAUACCCAGAAGAUUCGGGCACUUAUAUGUGCAAAGCUAAAAAUGCUUCUGGAGAAGCAGUAACAACUUGUAUUGUUACAGUUGACUCUAAGGAAGGACUUCAGCUAGAAACAUUAGAUGAGGACAGAUUGAAAAAAAUAAGACAACUAGAAACUUAUGAAAGACCAAUUGCUCAAGAAGCUGAAUUGGAAUUACAAAAACCAGUAUUUCUAACACCAUUAAAUAAUCUUCAAUUGAAGGAAGGAGAACAUGCACAUUUAGAAACAAGAAUAGAACCAAUUAAUGAUGCAGAUUUAAAAAUUGAAUGGUUUGUAAAUGGUGUUUCAAUUAAAACAGGUCACAGAUUCAAAACUACUCAUGAUUUUGGUUAUGUUGCUCUUGAUAUUCUUUAUGCUUAUGGAGAAGAAUCUGGUACUUAUAUGUGUAAAGCAACCAAUAAAAAGGGAGAAGCUGUCAAUACUUGUCAAAUUAAUGUUGCUUCUCGUAGAAGUAUUUAUCUUGAAACUCAACACCCUGAUGGUCUUGAAAAGAUUCGUGAACUUGAAGCUCAAGGACAUCCAGCUAAGCUUGAAAUUGCUGAACCACCACCAAUGGCACCAAUAUUAACGCAACUUUGGGGCACUACUGAAGUAGCUGAAGGAAAAACAGCCCAUUUUGAGUGUCAAGUUAAACCAAUACAUGAUUCAAAUUUAAAAAUAGAAUUUUUCCACAAUGACAAACCACUUGGUUCGGCUUCUCGUUUUCAUACUACCCAUGACUUUGGAUAUAUUUCAUUAGAUAUUGGCCAUGUGGUGCCUGAAGAUAAAGGAAAAUACACCGUAAAAGCUACCAAUGCUCUAGGACAAGCUAUAUCAACUAUUAAUCUAACUGUUAAUGGCAGUGAAAGUAUUAUUUUAGAUUCUCAAAGACCUGAAGGCUUAGAAAAAAUAAAGGAACUUGAAUUAGCAGUACCGUUUAAACGACCUGAUUAUCCUGAACCAAUAACUAAACAAAGACCAAUGUUUACUCAACCUUUACAAAAUAUAGAUUAUAUUAGUGAAGGCCAAACAGCUCAUUUUGAAUGUCGUCUUAUACCCGUAGGAGAUGCAACUAUGACAGUUGAAUGGUUCAGAAAUGGACAACCACUUGAAACAAGCUCACGAAUUACAAAAUCAAAUGAUUUUGGCUUUAUAUCACUCAAUAUUUCUCAUGUCAGAGAUGAUGAUAAUGGAGUGUACAGUUGCAAAGCUAUGAAUGUGUUAGGAGAAGCUAUUACUACCGCCUCUAUGCGUGUUAAAACUAAAGAUGAUAUUCAGCUAGAGAGUCAACAUCCAGAAGGAUUAAAAAAAAUUGUUGAAUUGGAACGAGGAACAGAACCUUUAAAACGAGAUGAGAAAGAAAGAUUAUUUGAAAAACCUAUAUUUACUCAACUUCUCACUGGACCCUCUGAGCUUGUAGAAGGUCAACAUGCUCAUUUUGAGUGUCGUGUGGUCCCAGUUGGUGACCCCACUUUACGUUUUGAGUGGUAUGUUAAUGGAGUUGAGCUUAAAAUGGGAUCAAGAUUUCAUGUUACCCAUGAUUUUGGUUUUGUGACAUUAGAUAUAACUGCAACAGUUGCUGAUGAUUCUGGUGUUUACACAUGUAAAGCGAUUAAUAAAGCUGGAGAAGCUAUAUCUUCAACAUCAUUGAAAAUUAGAGACCGUUCAUCAAUUAUCCAAGAACCUUUGCAACCAGAAUCUUGGGAAAAAAUUCAAUUGAAAGAAGCUGAAAUGAACAAAGUACCAGAAAUGUUUAUUGAUACAAGACCUCAGCAAGUUCCUGUAUUUACAAGCCAUUUACAAAACCAAGACCAUCUGGUUGAGGGCCAACAUGUUCAUUUAGAAGCUCAAGUAGAACCUAGAGCUGAUUCUAAUUUAAGAAUUGAGUGGUUUAAAAAUGGUUUAGCAUUGACAACUGGUUCUAGAAUUAGAAGUACUUUUGAUUUUGGAUUGGUAACAUUAGCUAUAAAUAGCUUAAGACCUGAUGAUUCAGCUAUUUAUACAUGUAAAGCUACAAAUUUAUUAGGCGAAGCUGUGUCAACAUGUACACUAAAAAUAGCAGAUAGUCACUGGCUUUUAGCAAAUUCAUUACAUCCUGAUUCACUACCCAGGCUUGAAGCUUUAGAAAAACCUCAAGCUAAAUGUCCAGAAGGUCCAGAUCCUAUUUAUGAAAGCCCUGUUUUUAUAUCACAUUUAAAUAACUGGGAAUGUAAAGAAGGGAAUGAGGCUCAUUUUGAAUGUCAAGUGGAACCCUCAAAAGAUCCGACUAUGAAAAUAGAAUGGUUAUUGAAUGGCUUGCCACUUCAAAUUGGAUCUAGGUUUAAACCUUCUUAUGAUUUUGGAUUUGUAACAUUAGAUAUUAAACAAGCAUGCACUGAAGACUCAGGAAUUUACACUUGUAGAGCUACUAAUACUAAGGGAUUUGCAAUGACAACUGGAACGCUCAAAUGUAUAGGAAAUCAAGUAAUACAUCUGGAUACUCAACACCCUCAAGGUAUAAUUGGAUUAGAAAAAGUACAGGAAGUUGAAAAUACUUUAGCUCACAAGUAUCAACGUCAACAAUCAUUACCAGAAACUGUAUAUCCAAAACCUAUUUUUGUUGUACCAUUAGAGGUCGAAUUUAUACUUGUUGAAAGUGCAGUAUUACAUUUAGAAGCACAAGUUGAACCAAAAAAUGAUCCUAAUUUAAAAAUUGAAUGGUAUUUUAAUGGAAAAGUACUCGAUUUAGGGUCACGAUUUAAAACAAAUAAUGAUUUUGGAUUUGUUACAUUGGAUCUUACUGAUGUUUAUGAACGAGAUCAAGGAGUAUAUACUUGCAAAGCAUACAAUCAUUCUGGUGAAACGUAUACAUCAACUACGGUAUACUGUAAUAGUAGAGAAGGAUUAGUUGAACAUACACAACAUCCUAAAGGAGAAGAAGGUUUAGAAAAAAUACAAAAUUUAGAGGAAUCCUUGCAUAAACAAAAACAAGGAAUUAUUGAUAAAGAAAGUGGGCAUACUCCUAUUUUCACAUCACAAUUUAAAGAUCUUGGGUUUUUAAGUGAAGGAGAAAUUGCUCAUUAUGAAGCAUCAUUAAUACCUAUUGGUGAUCAAAAAAUGAUUGUUGAAUGGUUCUAUAAUGGAAAAGUUAUUGAAGCUAGUCAUCGUAUUCGUACAAUUUAUGCUUUUGGAAUGGUAGUUCUCGAAAUACUUGGUACAAAGAUAACUGAUACUGGAACCUAUACUUGUAAAGCAACCAAUGAAUAUGGUACAGCUGAAACCAGUGUAACAUUGGAGUGCAUUGAAAGAAUAGAUGGUCAGAAACCUAAAUUCACAUCACAAAUUGAAAGUCUAAUUGGAUUAAAAGAUGGUGAUUCUGCACACUUUGAAUGUACUUUAAUACCAAUGAAUGAUCCUGAUCUAAAAGUUGAAUGGUUUCAUAAUGGCAAACCUUUGCUGCACAAAAACAGGGUUAAAAUGAUUUCUGAUUUUGGUUUUGUUGUUAUGGACAUUGCUUAUGUGCAAAAUCACGAUUCUGGAGAAUAUAUCUGCAAAGCUAGUAAUAAGUAUGGUGAAGAUGUUACAAAAGCUACAAUUCAAUGCUUUGGUAGAGGAGGUGUAUAUUUGGAUUCAUUGCAACCUAGUUCAUUAGCUCGAAUCCAAGAACUUGAAAAUCCUGUUGAUCAAAAUUUAGGAAUUCUAUCCUCUCCUGUUCAAGAAGUACCUAAAUUUGUUAGUCAAAUAACUGAUGUAAUCAAUUUAAAAGAAGGUCAAAGUGCACAUUUUGAAGCUCGUAUUACUCCUAUUAAUGAUCCAAAUCUUGUUGUUGAAUGGUUCUUUAAUGGUGAAAAGUUGCAGCAUGGUCAUCGAUUUAGAACAUUUCAUGAUUUUGGUAUUGUUAUCUUAGAUAUACUUUAUUGUUAUGAAGAAAAUUCUGGUGUAUAUGAAUGUAGAGCUUCAAAUAAAGUUGGAACUGAUGCAACUAAAGCUAAUUUACGCUGUUCAUCAAAAAAUAGUCUUAUAUUGGAAUCUCAAUUACCUCAAGGUAUGGAAGGAGGAUUAGAGAAAAUUCAAACUCUUGAAGAUUUAACUAUACGUUCUAAAGAUGAAAGAGCAACUGUCGAAAUACGGCAGGCACCAAUGUUUAUAGAGCCUCUUUCAAACAUUGAUAGUUUACGAGAAGGUGAAAGUGCUCAUUUUGAAGGUCGUUUAACACCAAUAAAUGAUCCAAAUCUAAAGGUUGAAUGGUAUUGGAAUAGUAAACCCUUGAAAGCUGGAUCUAGAUUCAGGACAUUCUGUGAAUUUGGAUUUGUUAUAUUAGAAAUAUCUCCUGUGUAUCCAGAAGAUUCAGGAGAAUAUUCAUGUCGUGCAACUAAUAACUUUGGAGAAGCUGUAUCUACUUCUAGUAUGAAAGUUCAAGGAAAAAGAAGCAUAAUUGUAGAAUCUCAACUUCCUAAAGGAAUGGAAGGUACUAUUGACAAAAUUGCUGAACUUGAAGGACUUGGACAAUCAAGAGGUCCAAUUGAAACUGAAGAUGAGUUGGGAAAAGCCCCAGAGUUUAUUACUACACCAGCAGAUCUUAGUUUACCAGAAAAUUCUUUAGCACAUUUUGAGUGUCGGCUUUUACCUACAAAUGAUCCUAGUAUGAUUGUCACAUGGUUCCAUAAUGGCAAAGUUCUAUCAGCUGGUUCACGUAUUAAAACAAUCAAUGACUUUGGAUUUGUUAUUCUUGAAGUAGCUGGUGUUUACAUUAGAGACUCUGGAGUUUAUACUUGCAAGGCUACCAAUAAACACGGUGAAGCCACCAUUACAUGCAAAUUACAAGUAAAAGGUCGUCAAGGUAUUGUAUUAGAACCUCAGUUACCCAAUAAAUUUAGGUCUGGUACUGAAAGUAUUCAAAAACUUGAAGAAAAUAUGUAUAAAAAAGAAGAAAUUUUGACAGAAGAAGAAACACCUUAUCCACCUAAGUUUAUUGAAAAUAUUAAGGAUGCAAUAGAUGUUCAAGAAGCCAAACCUGUUCAUUUUGAAUGUAGAGUUGAACCAGUCAAUGAUCCAACAUUACGAAUUGAUUGGUUCUUUAAUGGAAAACCAUUUGCUACAGGUUCCCGAGUUCAUGUAAUACAUGAUUUUGGUUUUAUAUCUUUAGAUAUGGAUUAUGUUUAUCCACGUGAUUCGGGUGAAUACAUUUGUCGUGCCACUAACAAAUGGGGAACAGCAAUUACUAAAGCUAAACUUACAUGUUCUGCCAAACUUAAUGUGAUAUUGGAUUCACAAUUACCAGAAGGAAUGAGUGGAGAGAAAUUAAAAGCAUUGGAGCAAGGACCCAUACAAGAAAAAGUCGAAAAAGAUGAAAUAGAAGCAGUUCCCCCCAAAUUUUUAUCACAGAUUGAAUCAGCUACGGUUGAGGAAGCUAGUUCAGUACACUUUGAAACAAAAGUAGAACCAAAGAAUGACCCAAAACUUAGAGUAGAAUGGUACAGAAAUGGUAAACUUUUACCUUCUGGACAUAGAUAUAAAUCAUUGUUUGAUUUGGGAUUUGUUUCUUUGGAUAUUUUAUCUAUGUAUGCUGAAGAUUCUGGAGAAUAUGUUUGUAGAGCUAUUAAUGACCAUGGUGAAGCCAUCACUAAAGCUAUAGUUACUUGUAAACAGCUUCCAACUAUUCUGCUACAAAAUCAAGUACCCAAAGGUAUGAAAAAAUCAGAAGCAUUAACUCAAAUGGAAGCAGCUAUUAAAAAGUAUACAUCUGAGAUACAUUUAACUGAAGAUGAUUUGUAUGAACUAGAAAAGAAACAACCUCCAAGGUUUGUUAGCCAAUUAAAAGAUCAAUUAUCAUUAGUUGAAAUGGAAUCUACUAAAUUUGAAUGUCAACUUGCUCCAGUUGGUGACCCUAAUAUGAAGGUUGAAUGGUUCCUUAAUGGAAAACCAUUAAGACAUAAGAACCGAUUUAAUCCAAUCUAUGAUUUUGGAUAUGUGGCAAUGAAUUUUGAUUGGAUUUACCCUGAGGAUAGUGGAGAAUAUGUCUGUAGAGCUUCCAAUUUAUAUGGCCAAGAUGAAACAAAAGCCAUCAUUAAAACUUCUGGAAAACCUGGUAUUAUAUAUGAGUCUCAACUUCCUAAAGGAAUGAAGAGUAUUGAAAAAAUUCGUGAAAUGGAAGCUUCAUGGCAAGUAUUACCUGAAGAAAAAGAAGAAGAAGAAAAACGUAGAGAGCCUCCUCAAUUUGUUAGUAAACCUGAAUCUGUUACUGUGUGUGAAGGAGAUUGGGCUAGAUUUUGUUGCAGAGUUACUGGAUUUCCUAGACCACGAGUUAUGUGGCUUGUCAAUGGAAAUACAGUUGUUAAUGGUAUGCGUUAUAAAUUGAAUUAUGAUGGAAUGUGGCAUCUAGAUAUACCUAAAACAAGACAGUAUGAUCAUGGAAAAGUGGAAGUUAUUGCUAGAAAUUCAAUAGGUGAAACACGUGUUGAAACUAUGCUAGUUGUCAAAUCUAGACAUGAUGAUUAUAGAGGAGUGUUGAAAAAUUCACCGAGACCUUGUCAAGAGGAUGUCUUCAUAGCUUCUGUUAAUUGUCUACGGUUCUGCGUAUAUUGGAGUAUAGAAACAGCAUGGUAUGACUCUGAUUUGGUUCAGUAUCAAAAAGAUCUCAAAGAGAAUGAAUUGGAAAAGGUAUUCACAGAGAGAGCAACUAAUGUCCAACAAGCUGAUUAUGGCAAUAUUGUGGUGUCAGCAGUUGGAGAACAUAUAAAACUAAAGCAAUUGAGUGAACCAAAGCCAGAAUGGACAGAAACUGUAAAACAAAAGAAAAAUGAGGAAUUUUAUAGUAAAUUAAGCAAGUUAGAAGGAGAUCAAAUUAUAAAAGAAACAAAAAUUCGAGAAGCAUCGCAUCAAAUUGAAAUUCCAGGAGAAAAAAUUAUUAAUAAAUCUAAAGGGCAAAUUCAUGAUUAUGAAGCAUCAUUAGUAAAAGAGAAAAAAGAAGAAUUAAUGCCAUGGCAAACAAAAACUCUUAAAAUUUGUCCUGAUAAUACUCAGAUUCCAACAGAUCCAUCAGAAUCAUCAGUGCAUGGAAAAGAAAUACAUGUAGCCAAACAAAAACAAACUCAAAAAGAAAUAAAAGAUAAUAAAGAAAUUAAUAGAAAAAUUACUUCUAUUGAAACAACUGAAAUGGAACAUAGUGGGAAUACACAAGAAAGAGUUGUUAAAGGAAAAGUAGAACCAAGCAAACCACCAGUAUUUACUAAGAAAAUUCAACCUUGUCGUGCAUUUGAACAAGAUCAAGCACGUUUUGAAGUUGAAUUUGAUGGAGAACCAUUACCAACAAUUAAAUGGUACAGAGAAGAUUUCUUAAUUCAAAAUUCACCCGACUUUCAAAUCCAUACAUUUAGCACAAAAUCUGUUUUAAUUAUACGACAAGUUUUUAUGGAAGAUUCAGGAAUUUUUGCUGUUAUUGCAGAAAACAGGGGCGGAAAAGCAAAAUGCAGUGCUAAUUUAGUUGUUGAAGAGCGUAGGCAGGUUGGUAGAAAAGGUCCAGGACCUCCAAGUUUCUCUACAACUAUACAAGGAGCUAUGGUAAAAGCUGGACAACUUGCUAGAUUUGAUGUGAAAAUAAAUGCCAACAAGCCUUUAGAUGUUUAUUGGUUGAAAAAUGGGAAAAAAAUAUCACAGGAUAUCCGGUACAAGACAUUAGAUGAAGAUAAUCAAUAUACUCUUUUGAUACUGGAAACAGUUACUGAUGAUAGUGGGUCAUAUGAGUGUGUAGCUAUCAACAAUUCUGGGGAAGCAAGAUGUGAAGCACCAUUAAUUGUUGAACCUUUAGAACAAAAGUCAAAACCUAAAGAAAAAUCCACUGGUAAAGAACAAGCUCCUACUAUAGUACAACCAUUGUCUGGUCAAGUAAUUCAUGAGGGACAACCAGUAACAUUUACUUGUAAAAUAUCUUGUAAACCCCCAAUAAAUGUAAAAUGGCAAAAGGGUGAUAAAGUUAUAAAACCAUCAAAAUAUUUCCGAAUGACAAAUGAUGGUGAAAAUGUAGCUCUACAUAUAUCUGAAGUAUUUCCAGAAGAUGAAGGAACUUACAAAUGUUUUGUAUCUAAUUCUGGUGGUCAAGCAGUGUUGUCUGCUGAUUUAAAAGUUAUUGUACCUGAAAAUCAGGAUGAAGCCCCUACAUUAAGUCCUAUGGGGGAUGUUAUUGUACCUGAAGGUAGUUCUGCACAAUUUCGUACUCAGGUGACUGGUCAACCAACACCAUCUAUACAAUGGUUUAGAGAAGGGAUUCUUAUUCCUGAGACACCAGAUUUCAAGAUGAUUCAUGAAGGAAAUUUAGCUGCACUAUUAAUAAAAUUUACUUAUGAAGAAGAUACUGGUAUGUUUACAUGUCGAGCAACAAAUAGUGGUGGACAAGUAGAAACGUCAGCCAACCUCACCGUGAAAAGACUAAAUGGAACCGAAAUUAAAAUUGGUACAUCUGAUGAUAAAGGUGUUGUGGAUAAAACAUUGAUAAAUAAAAUUUCACAAAAUAAUAAAUCAGUAGAUUUUCAAAAAAAUUUAAAAAUAUCAAAGGGUAGAAAAACAAAGGAUAAUGGAAACGAAAGUGUAGCUCCUUGGAGAUCAGACAUAACAUUAGAAAGAAUUACUUUAGGUAUAUUAGAAAAAAAUAAUUUAGAAAGAAAUGAAAUUUCAUCAAUAAUGACAUUAAGUGAUUUCAAAAAAUCAUCUAUUACCAAAAAUGAAACUCUUAUUCAUAGCCUCGCAACUGAACAGAUAUUUAAAGUUCUUGAAAAAACUAUUCAUCAAAGAGACACAGAAACAGCAAAACACAUCAUUGAUCAAGUAUUAACAAAGAGAAUUUCAAAAAAUAAUAUAAACAUAUUAAAUGAAAGAGAAAAGAUAGAUAUUGUUGAUGAAGUGACUCAUCGAUUAUCACAGUUCUACAAACAAAAUGUAAAUCAAAAAAUGUUAGCAAAAGAUAUUUUAAAUAAAGUACUUACAAGGUCAAUGCAAAAAGACACAUAUCAAACUUCAAAAAAUUGGACUAUAGAACAUCAAUGGGAAAAAGCUAAAGAUAAUUUAAACAUAGCCGUAUCAAAACGUAUCAUUGGUGAUGUUAAAAAACAAAUUAAAACAUAUAAACCCAACACCGAAAACCACAUAACAAUACACAAGCUGUACGAUUCUCAAAAUCAGGACAACGCAAACUAUGAAAUUGUACCCGAUGAAUAUAAACCAAAAUUAAAAAUACAAAAUUACGAAAAGCCACAGAGGCAGUCGUCUAUACCAUGGACUGAAGAAGUUGUGCAAUUGAAAAAAGUCAGGCCAGAGAAAAAACCAAUUCAAAAAGAGAAACCUGAGGAAGUGACUCUGAAACCGAUUUCGAAACCUAAAAAAUUUGACGAAAUAAUUGUUGACGAAUCUCCUUUAAAACCCGAAAUAACUGAACAAGAAACUGUUAUUGUCGAUGAAAAGGGAGUUAAAAAGGUGAAGAAAACUCGAGUGGUUAAAAAGGGUGAUGACUAUAUCACAGAAGAGAUCAUUCUUGAUGAAAAAACUCCUAUAGUGGAGGAGAUAAGUGAUGUUCCGUCUGAGACUUCAGAAGAAAAACCCCAUAGAAAGCCUUCAAUACCAUGGACUGAAGAAGUUGUGCAAUUGAAAAAAGUCAAGCCAGAGAAAAAACCAAUUCAAAAAGAGAAACCUGAGGAAGUGACUCUGAAACCGAUUUCAAAACCUAAAACAUCUGACGAAACUCCUUUAAAACCCGAAAUAACUGAACAAGAAACUGUUAUUGUCGAUGAAAAGGGAGUUAAAAAGGUGAAGAAAACUCGAGUGGUUAAAAAGGGUGAUGACUAUAUCACAGAAGAGAUCAUUCUUGAUGAAAAAACUCCUAUAGUGGAGGAGAUAAGUGAUGUUCCGUCUGAGACUUCAGAAGAAAAACCCCAUAGAAAGCCUUCAAUACCAUGGACUGAAGAAGUUGUGCAAUUGAAAAAAGUCAAGCCAGAGAAAAAACCAAUUCAAAAAGAGAAACCUGAGGAAGUGACUCUGAAACCGAUUUCAAAACCUAAAACAUCUGACGAAACUCCUUUAAAACCCGAAAUAACUGAACAAGAAACUGUUAUUGUCGAUGAAAAGGGAGUUAAAAAGGUGAAGAAAACUCGAGUGGUUAAAAAGGGUGAUGACUAUAUCACAGAAGAGAUCAUUCUUGAUGAAAAAACUCCUAUAGUGGAGGAGAUAAGUGAUGUUCCGUCUGAGACUUCAGAAGAAAAACCCCAUAGAAAGCCUUCAAUACCAUGGACUGAAGAAGUUGUGCAAUUGAAAAAAGUCAAGCCAGAGAAAAAACCAAUUCAAAAAGAGAAACCUGAGGAAGUGACUCUGAAACCGAUUUCAAAACCUAAAACAUCUGACGAAACUCCUUUAAAACCCGAAAUAACUGAACAAGAAACUGUUAUUGUCGAUGAAAAGGGAGUUAAAAAGGUGAAGAAAACUCGAGUGGUUAAAAAGGGUGAUGACUAUAUCACAGAAGAGAUCAUUCUUGAUGAAAAAACUCCUAUAGUGGAGGAGAUAAGUGAUGUUCCGUCUGAGACUUCAGAAGAAAAACCCCAUAGAAAGCCUUCAAUACCAUGGACUGAAGAAGUUGUGCAAUUGAAAAAAGUCAAGCCAGAGAAAAAACCAAUUCAAAAAGAGAAACCUGAGGAAGUGACUCUGAAACCGAUUUCAAAACCUAAAACAUCUGACGAAACUCCUUUAAAACCCGAAAUAACUGAACAAGAAACUGUUAUUGUCGAUGAAAAGGGAGUUAAAAAGGUGAAGAAAACUCGAGUGGUUAAAAAGGGUGAUGACUAUAUCACAGAAGAGAUCAUUCUUGAUGAAAAAACUCCUAUAGUGGAGGAGAUAAGUGAUGUUCCGUCUGAGACUUCAGAAGAAAAAUCUGACUUUUCUGUUAUUAAAAUACGUUUGUUGAGUAAGGAUAAUUUGAAUCAAGAUAUUUUGUCCAGUAAUGGUGUUAUUUGUGAUCAGAAAUUAAUUAAAAGUCCUAAAAAAUCGAUCAAAUUAAAAAAACAUGUUUUGCUGAACGAGGAUAUGAACCAAGAAAAGGAAUUUUCACCUGAUGAUGAAGUUUGUAUUUUAAAUGAAGAGAUAAGGAAGACUCAAUCAAUUUCCUCAAAAAAAUUAAAAGGAAUAAUAAAACCCAAAGAUGAUAUUAUUGAUAGCGGUAAUCAAAUGUAUACAGCUUUAGACGUUGAUGAUGAUAUAAAAGAUCAAUUUAUACGGCCAAAAAAUAUUACUGAGCAGAAAAUUCCAUCCAAAUUGAUGCAUGAAAAGUUAUCAUUACCUUGGAGAAAACCAAAAGUCAAGGAUCUUAAAUUUGUCAAAGAAAGCACUAAUGUACCAAACGAUAAAUCUAAUAAAAAGAAGCAAAAAAAAAAUAUUAAUCUUAGUGACGACAUAAAGACUAAUGACAGUCAAUCAGUUAUGGCUAUUGAAAAAUCAGAUACACAGAUUCCUUUAUUAGAAAAACUUGAACUUAUUGAACAAUUACCUAAAAAACCAAUUGCUGUUGUAUUUGAGAACAAUCCUUUAUUUGCAACUAUUCAAUUAAAAAAAGCGCCAACUAAAGCGAAAAAGGACAUCCCUUCAGUUACUGUUCCUAAGGUUCUGCUAAAAUCUUUUAUCAGAAGAAUAGAUUUUGAUAAACAUGAACAUUUUGCAAAGUUUAUUUUUCUUGAACCAGUCUAUGUUGACAACGGAAUCCUAUCAAGGAACUAUAUGGAAGCAACAAAAAUAAAAAAAUCGAAACCAAGGAGGUUUAAAUUACCUGAGUUAGAACCCAUAGUAUUAGAAAAAUAUCUAUCAGAACCUUUUGAUAAAUUAAAUAAACCAAAACAUCAAGUAAUUCAGCCAGUCCAAAAAAUUCUCUUGGAUAAGACUAAAUCCGAAGAAGAUGUUCCAUUGGAGAUAAAAAUAGGCAAAGGAAAAAUUCCUCAUGAAGAUAACAAUAGAGAAAAAAUAUCAUUGAAAGAAAUACCAAAAAAAUCAUCAGAAUGUUCUGAUGAAAAACCAAUUAGAUCGACGAAACUACAUGAUGAUGAUCAUCUGAAAACUAAUACUGGGAAGAAUUAUGAUUCAAAUUUAAAGCCGUUGGAUGUUAUUCCAACUGGAGAGUGUCUCAAUGAGGAACACCAUACAUUACCCGCUGAUAAACAUAAUUCCUCUUCGUUUAAAGAGGAAGUUAAACCUGAAUAUAAGCGAAAGAAAGAUAAAAAACCUGAUGUACUUUCAGAUGAAAGACCAUUAAUUUUGGGUAAACCCAAACCAGUUACUAAAGAUAAGGAAGAAGAUAUCAACUUAAAGUAUAAACAGGGGUUACCUGAACCAGCUCAAACUGAAAAAAUAACUUUAAAACCUAUACCAAAAACCAAACCAAAAAAUUUUGAUGAACCAAAAGAGUUAACAGUUGGACUUCCUGAAAAUGAUACAAUCUCAACAAUUGAUGAUGAAAUAUCGCCGAAAUAUAAGGCACCUCAUUUUAUUGAAAAAAUUCAGUCUAUAGUUGCUGAGUUUGAAAAACCUAUAGAAUUUUCUUGUGUUGUGGGAGGUUCUCCUGUUCCUAAAGUAAAAUGGUAUAAAGAUGACAGAGAACUUCAAGCUAAUGAAGUUUUUGAAAUUAAUGUAUUUGAUAAUACAUCUACUCUCAGAAUUUCUAAGCCUACUGAAAAGCAGGCUGGAGUAUAUGUUUGUCAAGCAAUUAAUUCUACAGGAGUUUCCACUUGUACUGCACUCCUUGUAGUGUUAGAAUCUGAAGAAACAGGCGAAGCUCCAUAUUUUGAAGAGCCAGUUCGACCAAAGAAAGUCAAAGCAAAUGAAACAGUUGAGUUACGAUGUAUUAUCAAAGGAAACCCUACGCCAAAUAUCAUUUGGUGUCGAGAAAACGAUGAAGUCAUUUCUGAUGAUGAAGAAAUGUGUACUAUGUAUGAUUCAAAAACUGGUGAAGCUGUAUUAUCUUUCAUUAAUUCAUCCAAAGUUGAACAGCGAAUUUUCAAAGCAAAAGCAGAUAACAUUCAUGGAAAAGCUGAAUGUAUAGCAAAUAUAAAAUAUGAAAACGCUGAAGUGGGUGAAGCUCCAAAGUUUGUAGAACGCUUAAAACCAAAAAUUGUGAAAGUAAAUGAAACUACUGAACUGUCAUGUUUAGUUAAGGGUAUACCCAUUCCAACUUUAACAUGGUGUAGAGAUGAAGAAGAAAUUAUUGCAGAUGAUAACCAUAUGUUAACUUAUUUACCAGAGACAGGUGAAUCAAAACUUAUAAUUUUUCACUUAGAAGAUAUUGAUGAAUCUACAUAUACUGUUAAUGCUGUGAAUAAAUUUGGUAAAGCUCAAUGUAGAGCAAAUAUAAUAGUUCAAAAAGAUGAACUUGGAGAAGCACCAACUUUUGUUCAACCAGUUAAACCGAAAAUCACUAGAACUAAUGAUGUAACCGAACUUGUUUGCAUUGUUAAAGGCACACCUAGUCCGCUUGUAAUUUGGUGUCGUGAAAAUGAAGAAAUCAAUCCUGAUGAAAGUCAUUUAAUAACAUAUGAUAUAGAUUCAGGAAUGUCAGUAUUAACUAUAAUAAAUCCAACUGAAGUAGAUGAAACAAUUUAUACUGUGAAUGCUGUUAAUAAACAUGGACAGGCGCAAUGCCGUGCUAAUCUAAUUAUUCAAAAAGAUGAAUAUUUUGAAGCACCCUAUUUUGUAAAACCAAUUAAGCCAAAAUUUGCUAAAUUAAGUUCUGAAAUUGAAUUUAAUUGUUUAGUUAGAGGUACUCCCACACCCAUUAUUACUUGGUACAAAGAAAAUGAAGAAAUUUUACCUGAUAAUUCACACAUUAUAUCAUUUAUACCAAAGACUGGUGAAUCAAAACUUAUUUUUAUCAAAACCACAGUGCUUGAUCAAAGUACCUACACUGUAAAAGCGGUCAACAAAUUUGGCAAAGCUCAGUGUACAGCCAAUUUAAUCAUACAGGAUGAUGUAUUUGGAGUUGCUCCUAGCUUUGUCGAAACAAUAAAACCAACCUUGGUUAAACCAAAUCAAACAACUGAGCUUCGUUGUUUAAUCACUGGAGUACCCACUCCAAAAAUUACUUGGUCCCGAGAAAAUGAAGAAAUAAUUCCUGACGAAUCACAUACAAUACAACAUAUAGUAGAAACAGGUUUAUCCACAUUAACUAUUUCAAAUGUGACUAAUGUCGAUGAAGCUUGCUAUACUGUAAUUGCUGUGAAUGAUUUUGGCAAAGCUCAAUGUCGUGCAAAUCUAAUUUUAGAUGACUAUUUAAAAGUAAUAGAUGAUACCAUAUUAACAAAAAAAACCAUUGGAAACAUGCCAUAUUUUGAAACUAAGUUACAAACUGAAACCAUAUGGGAAGAAGAAGAAAAAGAAGUCAUCACUAAACAUUUAAUUAUUAAAGUUCGAGGCUCUCCUAAACCUAAUGUUUGUUGGUAUAAGAAUGGAGUGCUAAUUGUUCCUAAUGAAGAGUUUGAGAUAGAAGAAUUAGAUGAUGGUAUUUCGAUAUUAACUAUAAAAGUAACUCCAUUAGAAAACUCUUUAGAAAUAAUAUGUGAAGCGAUUAAUGAGUAUGGAGUAGCAGUCACUAAAACUAUUUUAUUUAAAAGUAUUAGAGGUACUAAAGAAUAUAGGAAACCAUCAUGGGUAACUGAUAUGGAAGAACUAAGAGAGCAACUACAAGCAUUCCAAAGCAGUCCAAGUUUUGUCCAAGAAUUAAAAGAUGAGCGUGUAAUCGAAAAUGAUAAGGUUAUAUUUGAAGCUCAGUUUUCAGGCAAUCCAACACCAAUGGUUAUUUGGUAUAAAGAUGAUAAAAUUAUCAGAAAUUCAUCAAAUGUUCAAAUAAAGAUAACUGACACUAAAUCAACAUUAAAUAUUCGAAAAGUAACUAAAGAAGAUGAAGGUACAUACACAUGCAAAGCAAAUAGUAAUUUAGGAGAAGCUAAAACAAGAGCGAAACUACUUGUCAAAAGUGAAGACCAACAUACAGAUAUCAAGGAAGAAACUGUUGAUGAAAAAAUUGAAAAAGUUAAGAAAAGUAAACAAAUUACCAAAAAAAAAUCAACAAAAAGACAGUUGCAUAAAGAAACAGAAUCAUUUGAUGAAACAAAAUGGAAACAAACUGUUCCGUUAUCGACUAAUAUUCAAAAGGUUGAAGCAACUCCAGUUUUAUUAGUUCAGGAAACUGUUUUAGUAUCUGCAAUAGCAACUUGUAAAAACGAGGGUGAUGAUUUGACUCAUAUACCUAUUGAAACACAAUCUGCAAAAAUUAUGAUUGACACUCGUCAAUCGUUAUCUACAUCUGAAACUGUGUCUGAUGAAACUAUACGCGAAAUGCAUGAGCCUCAAUAUUUACAAGAUAAAUCAACUAAAGAGCCAGCAUUAUUCACAGCAUUGAAACAAAAAACGCCUACUGUUGUACAAGAAGUAGAAGAAGUUCUAGAUCAAAUUGAGUUAACAGAUUUUGGACCUGCUGAAUGGGCACUUCGUGAAUUGGCUACCAUAAGUGUGUUGACUCAUCAUGGAAUUUCUACAGAAGAGGUUAUUACAGAAUAUGCUUUAGGUAAUUUCCCGGCUUUAAAAUCUGCACCUGCUCAAACUGCCAUGAUGAAUUUAAUUGAACGUGAAGGUUAUUCAUCGUUAGUGUCUGAUGUGUUCAGUAAGGAAUCUUCUAUACCGAACAUAGUUAAUGAAGUAUUUGUAGCAUUCUUAAAAAUGGUAGAACUUGAGCAUAAUACUAUACAGGAAAUCAUCACAUACUUGGGCCCAGAAGAUUUUCACACGUCUAUAUCAGAUUUGAAUUACGUUACUGAGAUCACAACAGACGACACAAUUACAGAAACUGUGAAUAGUGAAAUCACAAACGUACAUGAAGUCAAAAAUAACACCCAAUCAAUAAAAAAAAUAUCUGAAGAACUAUUAUCCAUUGAAAAUGUUGGUAGUCAUCAAAUAACGGAAGAGAAUGAUAUAAUUAUAACAAAUAUCAAUGGUGACUUCAAAACAAAGAAUAAUAAUCGAAAACAUAGUAUUAUAACUAUUAAAGAGAAAGAAUCAAAUAAUAAAUGCCAACGAAGAAGUAAAAAAAUUAACAAUCUUCAAAAAAAAAACUCUAUAGAAUACGAAAAAGAAAAAACGAAAAAUAUUAAAGAAAACGAGUCAAUUAUUGAUGAAGAGUUAAUUCCAGACGAAGCUAUUGAAAAAUUGUGCAUAGAAAAGUACCCAGUUCUGCACAGUGUCAUACUUGAAACUCCCAAAAUUAUUAAUAAAGCUAUAAAAAAACAAGAAGUUAUAUUAUUUAAUAAUAUCGAACCAAAAGUGGUCGAAGCUAAAAUAAUUGUAAUUCCCCACAAUGCAGUAGAAAAAAUAAUGAUUCAAGGAGAAGAAAAAGAAGAAUACAUAAAAGACACUUUAAAUUACAAAAAAUGUAUAGCUUCAUCAACAAUAAAAAUUAAGGAAGGUAUUGCUAUUGAAUAUCCUGAUACGCAGUUUUUAGUAGGAUUACUGAAGAAUAAUAAAACAUUAUCAUGUGUAGCUAAACACAAAAUUAUUCCAAAUUUAAGUAUAGACAUUAAUGAGGUACAAUUCAAUCAAACUGUUGCAGAAAAUACAUAUAAAGUAAAACCUCAACAUGAGAAAGCAAACUUUGAAAUAAUUUCGCAUACAACAAAAAUUAUCACAGAAAUAAUACCUACAAACAAAGAAGGAAUACAUCAAAUAAAACCUAUUCCAGAUAAAAAAAAGGCUACAAAAGAAAUUAUCGAAAACGAAUGUUUAUCUAUUCUUGAAAUCAACGAAGGACACGUUGAAAGCGAUUUACAAACAGUUGAAUUGCUCAACGAGAAGGUAUCUAUUCAAUUUAAACCAAUAUAUAACCAAUUAAGUAUAACCGAAAUUAAUCCAGAAUCUAAACUACAAAUGUACAUUCCUGAAUUAAUAGUACCAACAGAAAUUGCUGAAAAACAAUUAGUUUUUUCAAAUAAUGUCUUAUCUACAUUCCAAAUGGAAACAUCAGAAAAAGAAGAAAAUUUAAAUUCUCGGCAAGUGCCUGAAGAGUAUAACGCAGACCUUUCUGUUAUUCCAGAAAAGUGUUUACAAAUAAGUGAGAUAGUUUUACAGGAAAAUGAUAUGAUAUUACCUAGUGCACGGACGUCGGAAAGAUCAACUGCUAAGUAUGGUGUUAUACCUCUAAGUGGUUUAACAGUUAAUGUAGUUGAACACAAUGAAAGUGAAGAUUCUUUCGUUACACGUGUACCCGAGAAGUGUAACAGUAUUGCACAAUUCGAGUGUACUAAAAAGGUUUGUACGUCAUCAUUUGUUCAAACUAAUGAAUUAGAAAGUAAUUUAAUAAUCAAUCCAAUACCUGAACAUAAGAAAGUGGAGACUUCUAUUCAAGUAUUAGAAGUUCCAAAUAUUGUUGAAGUAAUUUCCAUUGAAAAUGAAAUUGAUUUAACUAUAAUACCAACCAAGAAAGUAUCAGCUGAAAAUAAUUUUAGUGAAAAACAAUCUUUUCAUGUUACUGAAGUGAAUACAAAUGAUUUACUGUCUGAACUUGUUUCCAACUUAAAGUAUAAACCAGAAGAAGCGAUUUCUACUAUUGAGGAAGUCGUAGCAAAGCAAAUAACUCAAAUAAAUGUGCACGAUACUAACGUACCGUUAGAAGAGUUAGCAAAACCUACAUCUAUUUUACCAGAAGUCAACUACGAAUCUAGUAAAAGUAUUGUCGUAGAAGAAGCUGUAAUAGCCGAACAAGAAGAGAUUUUAAAAUUGAAAUUAUUACCUUAUUCACAUAAAUCUAUAAUUUCUCCUACACAUACUUUACAGACGAUAACUGUAGAGGAAGUUAUCACAGGGAGUACUAUAGAAAAACUUGAUGACAAUUUAGUUAAAACAACUGAAAUUGCUAAUACUAAUAUUGUCGAUAGGAAUUCACUCAUCAUUAAGGAAGUAUGCGCUUUUGAUGUUGAAUCAAACCUAAUUGCUGAGAUAAUUCCUAAAAGCUAUCAAGCAAACACUUCGUACAGUAGUCAUGAUAUCGCUGAAACAGCGGAAAUAAUAUCCAACGAGGAUGUAGAUAUUUUGAAGGUUGAUAAACAGACAAGUAAAGUAGCGAAAGUUGGUCAUGUUCCAUUUAAGUCUUGUCAAUUGGAGAUUACCACAGUAAAUGAAUCUGAAAGCAAUUUAUUAGAGCAAUCUAAUAAAACACAAAGAAAUGCACAAAUGAGUAUAAAUGAAAUAGAGGGAAUUAACGUUGAAGAACAAUCUAUAUUAGAGUGCGAAAACUCUACAAGUACGAUGAAAAUCCCACAAUCUGAUAUAGCUAAGUCGGAAAUUGUAUCUUUACAAACUACAGAAAAUUCUGAGCUCGUUACCUGUGAUAACUUUUUGGAAUUUUCACUACCAACUGUACCGAAAUUCCAAGCUCGCCAUGAACAAAGCACUUUAGAUAGCAUUGUAUUUUAUGAAACUACAGUUGCUGAAAAAGAAAGCAUUUUUACAACGCCUAAAUUUCCAUCUUCAUUUUCUCUCGAUUCUAGUGUUGUUCUAGAUGAUCGAUAUAUAGAAGUAUCUGAAAUCAUUCCCGAUAAUAGAGAGGAAACACUAUCUGGUAUUAUUAAACCAACUGAAGAAAAAGCUCGACCAAAUUUUGUUCUUAUGAACACUGUGGAGGAGCACGAAGUAACAACUUGUGAAAAUGUUGCUUCGGUAACAGAAGAUAAACCUACUACUGUUAAGGGACAUUAUACACAAGAAGCGCUACGUGGUAUAGAAAGUAGUAUUACAAUUGCUGCUGAAUCUGAAAAUUCAUUUACGAAUGCUCUUAUACCGGAUAAAAAAGAAGCAGAUGAGGUUUAUUCAGAAUUGGAUGUCCCUAUUAGUGUAUUAGAAAUAUUAACACACGAGAAAGAGUCGUUGUUAGAAUUAAACAAAAAUAAAACUCGUGUGUUAGAUAGUGAGAAUAUAAUAUUUGAUGAGUCUCACAUUACUUCAGAAACGACCGUGUGUGAAUCCAUUAAUGAUUUUGAAACACUUAAACCACAAACAGUAACUGCUUUGAAGUCACAAAAACCGUACAACAUAUUUGAGCAAUCUGUAAUUACUACCCUUGAUGUUGAAGAAAAUCUCUUUGAUACUAAUAAUUCCUUUUCAUCUAAUGCAAAACUCUCGGUUAUUAACAACGAAGGAUUAUUAAAUGAACAAAAAUGUCUCUUAGAUACAAUUGGUCAUUUAAUCUUACCACAAAAACUUCCGUCUAGUGUUGCUAUUUUUUCUGUUGAAUUAGCAAAUUCUUAUGCAAAUAUUAAUGUUAUAGCAUCCGAAAAAGAAGAAAAUUUAAAUUCUCGGCAAGUGCCUGAAGAGUAUAACGCAGACCUUUCUGUUAUUCCAGAAAAGUGUUUACAAAUAAGUGAGAUAGUUUUACAGGAAAAUGAUAUGAUAUUACCUAGUGCACGGACGUCGGAAAGAUCAACUGCUAAGUAUGGUGUUAUACCUCUAAGUGGUUUAACAGUUAAUGUAGUUGAACACAAUGAAAGUGAAGAUUCUUUCGUUACACGUGUACCCGAGAAGUGUAACAGUAUUGCACAAUUCGAGUGUACUAAAAAGGUUUGUACGUCAUCAUUUGUUCAAACUAAUGAAUUAGAAAGUAAUUUAAUAAUCAAUCCAAUACCUGAACAUAAGAAAGUGGAGACUUCUAUUCAAGUAUUAGAAGUUCCAAAUAUUGUUGAAGUAAUUUCCAUUGAAAAUGAAAUUGAUUUAACUAUAAUACCAACCAAGAAAGUAUCAGCUGAAAAUAAUUUUAGUGAAAAACAAUCUUUUCAUGUUACUGAAGUGAAUACAAAUGAUUUACUGUCUGAACUUGUUUCCAACUUAAAGUAUAAACCAGAAGAAGCGAUUUCUACUAUUGAGGAAGUCGUAGCAAAGCAAAUAACUCAAAUAAAUGUGCACGAUACUAACGUACCGUUAGAAGAGUUAGCAAAACCUACAUCUAUUUUACCAGAAGUCAACUACGAAUCUAGUAAAAGUAUUGUCGUAGAAGAAGCUGUAAUAGCCGAACAAGAAGAGAUUUUAAAAUUGAAAUUAUUACCUUAUUCACAUAAAUCUAUAAUUUCUCCUACACAUACUUUACAGACGAUAACUGUAGAGGAAGUUAUCACAGGGAGUACUAUAGAAAAACUUGAUGACAAUUUAGUUAAAACAACUGAAAUUGCUAAUACUAAUAUUGUCGAUAGGAAUUCACUCAUCAUUAAGGAAGUAUGCGCUUUUGAUGUUGAAUCAAACCUAAUUGCUGAGAUAAUUCCUAAAAGCUAUCAAGCAAACACUUCGUACAGUAGUCAUGAUAUCGCUGAAACAGCGGAAAUAAUAUCCAACGAGGAUGUAGAUAUUUUGAAGGUUGAUAAACAGACAAGUAAAGUAGCGAAAGUUGGUCAUGUUCCAUUUAAGUCUUGUCAAUUGGAGAUUACCACAGUAAAUGAAUCUGAAAGCAAUUUAUUAGAGCAAUCUAAUAAAACACAAAGAAAUGCACAAAUGAGUAUAAAUGAAAUAGAGGGAAUUAACGUUGAAGAACAAUCUAUAUUAGAGUGCGAAAACUCUACAAGUACGAUGAAAAUCCCACAAUCUGAUAUAGCUAAGUCGGAAAUUGUAUCUUUACAAACUACAGAAAAUUCUGAGCUCGUUACCUGUGAUAACUUUUUGGAAUUUUCACUACCAACUGUACCGAAAUUCCAAGCUCGCCAUGAACAAAGCACUUUAGAUAGCAUUGUAUUUUAUGAAACUACAGUUGCUGAAAAAGAAAGCAUUUUUACAACGCCUAAAUUUCCAUCUUCAUUUUCUCUCGAUUCUAGUGUUGUUCUAGAUGAUCGAUAUAUAGAAGUAUCUGAAAUCAUUCCCGAUAAUAGAGAGGAAACACUAUCUGGUAUUAUUAAACCAACUGAAGAAAAAGCUCGACCAAAUUUUGUUCUUAUGAACACUGUGGAGGAGCACGAAGUAACAACUUGUGAAAAUGUUGCUUCGGUAACAGAAGAUAAACCUACUACUGUUAAGGGACAUUAUACACAAGAAGCGCUACGUGGUAUAGAAAGUAGUAUUACAAUUGCUGCUGAAUCUGAAAAUUCAUUUACGAAUGCUCUUAUACCGGAUAAAAAAGAAGCAGAUGAGGUUUAUUCAGAAUUGGAUGUCCCUAUUAGUGUAUUAGAAAUAUUAACACACGAGAAAGAGUCGUUGUUAGAAUUAAACAAAAAUAAAACUCGUGUGUUAGAUAGUGAGAAUAUAAUAUUUGAUGAGUCUCACAUUACUUCAGAAACGACCGUGUGUGAAUCCAUUAAUGAUUUUGAAACACUUAAACCACAAACAGUAACUGCUUUGAAGUCACAAAAACCGUACAACAUAUUUGAGCAAUCAGAAGUUUCUGUUUUUGAACAAGAAAGUCAUUUUUUUCCAUCUGUUUGUCCUUUACAAAAGUGCGUUGAUGUAAAUUUCGAGGAAAGGAAUAGUUUAAUUAUAUUUAAACCUGUACAGUUAGAUACAAAAAAUGAAUUUUCCAUAGAAAAAGAUAAUAAGAGAAAAAAGAACGCUAGUCUAUCAAUUUCUAGUAUAAUCAUUGCUGAAACAACAGAAAUUUUGCCCCAAAGUCCAAUUGAAGAUCUCACAACUGAUUUGAUAGGCGAAAGAGUUGCACAUAUUGUUCAAGCAGAUGAAUUACAUGGAUUAGAAACAUCAGAAAUUAUUUUUCAUGACUCAGAAACUAGUUUUAUCCAUCAAAAUGUGGAUAGUAAAUUAGCACAGUAUCAUAUUAUUGAAAAUUCGAAGAGUUGUACUAUAACUGAAAUUUCUACAUUAGAAAAGGAACUUCCAUUUACAAAUGAUCAUUUUCCUAUUUUCAAUAAUGCAACACAGAAAUUUUCGUAUCAUGAAAGUUAUCAGGUUGAAGAAAUAUUAAGUUCAAUACAAGAACAUAAUAUGCCGAAUUUAAAUUUUAAUACUAAAAAUGUGCAGGAAGUUAUAGAACCCAGCAAAGCUUUGGAAGUUUUUGAAAUUAAUCCUUUAGAACAAGAAAAUAUUUUAAUACAUAAAGAUCAACAUAUUGAUAAAGAGGCUAUAUUGGACUAUACGAAAAAUAAUAGUAUCAUUAUAGUAUCGACAACUACUAAUGAAAAAGAAAUUAACCUAAAUAUUUAUCCAUUAAAAACAUAUAUUGCGAAUGAAAUAUUAAACAAAGAUAUACUUAGAGCACCAGAACAUUUAGAAAAAAAUACAUAUGAAAUAAUUGGCUCAAUGGAUAUACCACAUCUGAAUGAAAAUUAUGCAAAGUCUGAAUAUUCUUUAUUAGAUAGCAUUAAUACUACAGAAGUUGAUGUAAAUGAAAAAGAAGGUCAGUUUAGAAUUAUUAAUAAAACACCAAAUAUAACUGCAUCGAUAAAUCUAAUUUUAGAUAAUUCUGUCAAUGUCACUGAAUUAUUCAUUGAUGAACAGGAAGGUAAUUUAACCUCUAGCGCAUUUCCUCUUAUGCUAAAUGCAAAGUGUAAUAUUUCAGAUACUAAAACAAUUGCUUUGACUUCAGAAAUAAUUUCAGGGCAAUCAACAAAAAAAUUAAAUGAUUUACCAUCACCGACAUCAUUAGUUAUAACUUCAAAACCUGUAGAAUAUCAAAGUGUUGUUGUCACUGAAACUGUGUAUAACGAAACUGAAAUACCAUUUAAACCAUCUAAAAAUGUCCUGAAAACGUGUAAUGUAAAAGCUGUUUCUGACUUCAACAUCGAAGUUACAGAGGUAACUAGUCAAGAAAAUGAAAAUGAAUUUUUAAUUGCAGAAAAGUCUAAGGAGCAGAAAGCUGAUUUAUCAUACAAUGAACAAGAAACAUUUAUUACUGAAGAAAUAGAAAUUUCUUAUGACGCUCUUCUAUUUAUCGAAACACCAGUAAAACAUUCAAAAGCUAUUAAAAAUGUCAAGCCUCUGAAUGAAAUUUUUAUUACAGAAAUUAAUUCUCUUGAGUGUGAAUCAAGUUAUCAAAGUAAAGUAAAGCCGUCGCCAAAAAUUGCUUCACAAAUUUUUCCAGUGUGUGAAAGUUUAAAUACAAUAUCAAUAAUCGUGGAAGAAAAAGAAGGUUUGUUGAAAGAAUCAGUCAUUAAUGUACCUCAACAAGUGGAAGAAAAAUUAAUAUACGAUGUAAAAUCAGUUGUUCAAAAACAAGAAAAUGACACAUGUAUUGCAAUAGCACCUUUACCUGAUCAAAAACCUAAUAAAAAAAUUGUAAAAUCAUAUUUUGUUCCGCAUUGCACAUUAAAUCAAUUCGAAAAUAAUCCUUUGGAAAAAGAAUGUAAACUAAAAAUCCUUCCCUCUAAAGUAAAAGAAGAGUUUGCAAAUAUCGAACUUAAUACAAUUGAUGUACCAAAUAUAUACGAAAUUAUUACAGGCGAUAAAGAAUUAUUACAAGUGUUUUCAACAAAACUAAAUAAAAAACAUGCAUCAGUUAAUAUAGUUGAUUGUAUUAAAGUAAGUGAUGUUUACGAGAUUACAACUGACGAAAAUACGAAUAAAAUAGAAUCAUUAACUGUCAAUACUUAUAAGGCUACACCAAGUAAAGAAUUAUCACAUGGUGUUAUAGUUAUUGAUAGUAUGUUUCAAGAACAAGAAGAAUUUUUUUAUGAUAAAUUUAAACCAAACAAAGCUCUUGCAGGAAUAAAUAUAGAAACAAAUAAAGAGGUAAAAACAAUCAGUGAAGUAGUUCCCGAAGAAGUUGAAGAACAUCUUAGUAUAAUAAAAAUACCUUCCACUAAGAAUGCUUUUAUUAAUAUAACUUCUAACCAAGAGGUUGCAGAAAAAAUGGAGAUUGUUCAAAAUACAGCUGUAGGAUAUCUACAAAGUUCAAAAUUAAAUAAAUGUUUGGCUAAUCAAAUUCAACAUACUUUUGAAAGCAUUCAAACAACUGUUGUAUCUGCUGCAGAUAAAGAAAAACAGUUGUAUUCUAGAGAUGAUUUUGAUAAAAUAUGCACAGCUGAUAUAAAUGUUACCAAAUUAAAAAGUAUCAAUGUUACCGAAGUAAUUACGGAUGAUAAAGAAGGUAUAUUGAUUAUUUCUAAAAAACCUAAAUCUCAAACUGCUGAAAAUGAGUUUAUAGUGAAUGAAGGAACAGAAACGACAGGCAUUUAUACAAUCAUUCAGCCUAUAGAUUUUAAUGAAAAAUAUCCUGAAGGAGCUUCAGUAAAAAUAAACCAAGAACCUCAUACAACUGUCACUCAAAUAGAAACAAUUAUUCAUGAAAGCGAAAAAGAGCUACCAUUAGUUAAAACUAACACUAAAACUGCUGAUCUCACUAUGAUUUUAAACAAUAGUUUAAUAAUAAGUGAAGUCUUACCUGAUACUGAAAGUAAAGUAUUCUCUUCGGAAAAUGAUAUUUUUAUUAAAAAGCAAGCUUUGCCAUCAAUAAGUGAUUUAUAUGAAAUUCCGCAAACAUCUGAAAUAUAUUCUUCAACAAACGUUACCGACGUACCAUUAACAAAUUUGAAAGUAGAAAAUGCUAGCGUGACACUCGUGAAAUCUAAUGAUAUUAUUACUUCAACUGAAGUAAAUAUAUUGGAAAAUGAAGUAGAGUUUAAUAAAAAUUAUAAAUAUGAUGAAUAUAAAGCAAAUGUACUAUUGAAAGAAGAUAAUUCUCUUAAUGUUCUACAACCAUUAAUUAAUGAAUCAGAGCAAUCAUUUAAGCUAGAUAAACCUGUUCAUAAGCAAGCUUCUGAAGUACAAACAUUACAUAAUGUCAUUUCAGUUACAGAUAAUUUAACAAUCGAAAAAGAACUGUAUUUUGAUACACUUGAAAAGCCAUCCAACCAAAACGCAAUAAUUAAUUUUGUAGAUAAUGUUAAUAUAUCUAUUUUAGAAAUAAAUGCUGAUGAAAAGGAGAGUAAAUUAAUAACAUCUAACCAAAUAACCAAAAAUGCAAAUAUUUCUAAUAUUAUUUCAUAUCCAGUUGCUGAUAAAACUGAAGUUAUAGCUGCAAUUGAAACAGCAAAUAUGCAUUAUGAAUCCCCUAUAGAAACUGUUCUCGCUAACGAAACACAAUUAAUGUUUGAAGGUAUUAUUCAAUCUGAAUUAAACGUAAUUGAAUCAGAAAACGUAUUUCAGCCAAUAUUCAAAAAAGAGCAAAAAGCGAGAAUCAUCAAAGAUAAUUUUGAAAACAUUAUAAGUACUGAACAAGUUGUUUCUGAAAAAGAAGGAAUCUUAAAAGAUAUUAAACUUCCAAAAGAAAAACAAGCAAAAUUAAUAAUUGAAGACACAUCUUCUAGUAUUUUUGUUACCAAUAUAGAAAGUAAUGAAAAAGAAUCGGAGAUGGAAUCAAAAUCAAAAAUUAAAACUUCAAAAGCAUGUAUAAAAACAAAAAACAAUGAAGCUAUAAUACUUGAAGAAACAGAAAUAAAUGAAAAUUUAGGAAAAUUAAAAUUAUAUCUUCCUGAAAAUCAGAAUGCUUUUGUUACAGUUGGAGAUGAACAAUCUAGUAUUAUCAUUUCUAGUAUUAAUUCUGAAUGGAAAGAAGAUGAUUUAUUAAUUAAACAUCAACAACUGUUAAAAGCAAAUGUACAAAUGGACAAUUUGGAAGUUGUAACAAUUAGUGAACAAGUUAUUUCUGAAAAAGAAGAUACUUUCAAUGAAGAUUUUAAACCUAAUUCAUCUAUUGCAUCAAUAUUGUAUGAAACACCAAAUAAGAGUGCUGAAGUAAUUGAAGUAACAUGUAUAGAUAGAGAAAAGAUGUUCGCUAGUAAACCAUUAAGAAAAAAAUCUGCCACUUCAUCACUCACCGAUGAAAAAAAUUAUUUACAAGUAUCUGAAGAAAUACUAUUAAUAAAUGUUGGAAAACUAAAAUUAGAUAGAACCACAAACAAAAAAAUUGAUGUCAAGUUCGACGAACUAAAACCUCUGAUGGUUGAAGAACUUAUAGCAACGGAAAACGAAAAUCCUAUAAUACAAGAAAAAAAUCCUAACCAACAAAAUAUAAAUCAAAGUUUAAUAGAGUUCCAAUCUAUUGAACAAAAGGAAAUCUUUUCAGAAAUGCAACCAAUAACUUUUAACUUAAAAAUUCCACUGAAAGAAAAAGCCAAAUUAUGUAUACCAGCUAAUUUGCAAUGGAUAAAUGUUAAAGAAGAUUGUGUUAUCGAUACAGUUAUUGGUAUAAAACCAGAACACAAAUUAGAAAAGCGGGCUUCCGUUUCUUAUACCGAAACAGACAAUGAUCAUUUUAUUGAUGACAAUAAUAAAGAAGAAUCUGUAACUGACACAGUAACUAUCGAAGAGGUUGAAAGCGAGAAACCAAUUGAUGAAAUACCGUCCGAAAUAGUAGAUGUAAAAUUGAAACCUAAACGUAAACCUUCGCUGAAGAAGAAUGACGAAAAGCAACUAGAAGACUCUACAGUGGUCGUAAAACGUCCAAAAAAGAAAAAGUCGAUAACAUCAGAUGUAGAAGUAACUGAUGAUACUGUUGUCAUAACAGAGAAAAAGAUUGAAAAACCAAAUACGGUUGAAGACGUAACAGAAAUAAGCGUUAUAGCCGUUAAACCAAAACGGAAACCAUCGAUUAAAGAAGAAUCUGUAACUGACACAGUAACUAUCGAAGAGGUUGAAAGCGAGAAACCAAUUGAUGAAAUACCGUCCGAAAUAGUAGAUGUAAUAUUGAAACCUAAACGUAAACCUUCGCUGAAGAAGAAUGACGAAAAGCAACUAGAAGACUCUACAGUGGUCGUAAAACGUCCAAAAAAGAAAAAGUCGAUAACAUCAGAUGUAGAAGAAACCGAUGAUACUGUUGUCAUAGCAGAGAAAAAGAUUGAAAAACCAAAUACGGUUGAAGACGUAACAGAAAUAAGCGUUAUAACCGUUAAACCAAAACGGAAACCAUCGAUUAAAGAAGAAUCUGUAACUGACACAGUAACUAUCGAAGAGGUUGAAAGCGAGAAACCAAUUGAUGAAAUACCGUCCGAAAUAGUAGAUGUAAUAUUGAAACCUAAACGUAAACCUUCGCUGAAGAAGAAUGACGAAAAGCAACUAGAAGACUCUACAGUGGUCGUAAAACGUCCAAAAAAGAAAAAGUCGAUAACAUCAGAUGUAGAAGAAACCGAUGAUACUGUUGUCAUAGCAGAGAAAAAGAUUGAAAAACCAAAUACGGUUGAAGACGUAACAGAAAUAAGCGUUAUAACCGUUAAACCAAAACGGAAACCAUCGAUUAAAGAAGAAUCUGUAACUGACACAGUAACUAUCGAAGAGGUUGAAAGCGAGAAACCAAUUGAUGAAAUACCGUCCGAAAUAGUAGAUGUAAUAUUGAAACCUAAACGUAAACCUUCGCUGAAGAAGAAUGACGAAAAGCAACUAGAAGACUCUACAGUGGUCGUAAAACGUCCAAAAAAGAAAAAGUCGAUAACAUCAGAUGUAGAAGAAACCGAUGAUACUGUUGUCAUAGCAGAGAAAAAGAUUGAAAAACCAAAUACGGUUGAAGACGUAACAGAAAUAAGCGUUAUAACCGUUAAACCAAAACGGAAACCAUCGAUUAAAGAAGAAUCUGUAACUGACACAGUAACUAUCGAAGAGGUUGAAAGCGAGAAACCAAUUGAUGAAAUACCGUCCGAAAUAGUAGAUGUAAUAUUGAAACCUAAACGGAAACCAUCGAUUAAAGAAGAAUCUGUAACUGACACAGUAACUAUCGAAGAGGUUGAAAGCGAGAAACCAAUUGAUGAAAUACCGUCCGAAAUAGUAGAUGUAAAAUUGAAACCUAAACGUAAACCUUCGCUGAAGAAGAAUGACGAAAAGCAACUAGAAGACUCUACAGUGGUCGUAAAACGUCCAAAAAAGAAAAAGUCAAUAACAUCAGAUGUAGAAGAAACCGAUGAUACUGUUGUCAUAACAGAGAAAAAGAUUGAAAAACCAAAUACGGUUGAAGACGUAACAGAAAUAAGCGAUAUAACCGUUAAACCAAAAAGGAAACCAUCGAUUAAAGAAGAAUCUGUAACUGACACAGUAACUAUCGAAGAGGUUGAAAGCGAGAAACCAAUUGAUGAAAUACCGUCCGAAAUAGUAGAUGUAAAAUUGAAACCUAGAGUUUGUCCUUCAUUAAGAACUUUGUCACAUGUGCCCGAAGAUGAUAUUGUAUCUGUUACCUUUAUACCGAAAUCGUCGAAACAAAUUGAAAAUAUUGAACAAGAAUUUAGUAUUAAAUCUGAUAUAUACGAAGAGGAAAAUAUUUCUAUGACUGGCAAUGUUAAGUUGCCUAAAAAGAAGUUAUCUGUUACUUCAUCAUCCUCUGACCAUUUUGAGUGUCUGGAUGUUACAUUAUCUGAUUGUAAGGAUUUGGAUUUGAUUGAGUUUAAUAUUAGAGGCAAAAAAAGGGGAAGUUAUGAUAUUGUUGAAGGUUCUGAAGAACUUUUUAAUAUUGACUUAAUGAACUCAAAGAAUGUUGAUGACAAUGUCAUAAUUUACGAAGAAGAAUCAUUAGACGUUAAAUUAAAACGUAAUCCAUCUAUCAAACCAUUUUUCCAGGAUUCUGCUGAGCUGAAGAUUCUUCAAGAAAUUGAUAUAUCAUAUAAUGAGGAUCAAUUUACUAAUACUGAUAUGUGUGAUGGUGAAAUUAUGUUUGCAAUACGUUUCUAUAUUGCUGAAAAUGACGAUGCUUUAGAUUUAGUAGAAGGGGAAAAAGUUCACGUAAUAGAUAGUAAAAAUAAAGACUGGUGGCUUGUAAAAAAACAUUUAACUGAAGAAAAAGGUUGGGUUCCAUCAAUAUAUCUCAGAGAUGAAACUAGUUACACUCAAUACGUACAAAAAAAAUUACAUGAAAAGAUUGAUAAAUUACCUAUUUUUCAAAAACCCUCAUCAAAUGAAAAAACGUCAGCUCCUCGUUUUAUCGAAAAACUACAACCGAAAAAUAUACCAGACGGUGGUACAGUGCAAUUUGAAUGUCAUGUAGAAGGAAUUCCAAGGCCUCAAAUUACAUGGUUUAGACAAACGGCUAUUAUAAAACCUUCUCAAGAUUUUCAAAUAUUUUAUGACGAAGAUAAUGUAGCGACAUUAAUUAUUAGAGAAGUUUUUCCAGAGGAUGCAGGGACAUUCACUUGUGUUGCUAAAAAUAUAGCUGGAUUUGCUUCUAGUACAACUGAAUUAACAGUUGAAGCACCAUUAUCUGAUCGUGGGUCUGAUAUAACUGGAAUUUCUAGAAAAAGCAUGUCUAGGGAGUCUUCUCUAGCUGAUAUACUUGAAGGUAUCCCGCCAACGUUUUCGCGAAAACCGAAAGCUACAUGUGUAGUUGAAUAUUCAGAUGUGCUUUUGGAAUGUCGAUUAGUUGCAGUUCCUGAACCUGAUAUAUUUUGGCAUUACAAUGGCAAAGAGAUAUUUAGUAUGGGUUCAGUCAAAGUCGAAACUUAUUCUGACAUGCACUUUUAUGUUAGCUCAGUAAAAAUAACAGAUGUUAAGAAACAACAGGAAGGUAUUUAUUCGGUAGUAGCUAAAAAUAGAGAAGGAGAAGCAAAAAUGGAUUUAGUGUUAAAAGUAAAAACUGGCCAUCCUGAAAAACCUCAAAUACUAGAACCAUUGUAUGAUAUUACAAUUAAUGAAGGGGAAACUGCAAUAUUAAGUACUCAAAUCAGUGGAGAACCUCAGCCUAUGAUUGAAUGGCAAAAAAAUAAUAAAAAAAUAUCUAACAUUAAAACAAUUGUCUCUAAAGAUGGUGUUCAUACUUUACAAAUAAAUAAACCGACAUCUUGUGACUCUGCUAGAUAUACUGUCAUUGCUUCUAAUGAAUUGGGUACUGUGCAAACAACGUGUUCUCUUAUUGUAGAAGUACUUCCUGGUCCACAAGCACCUUUAUUUGUUGAAAGAUUCCAAGAGCAAACUGUAAAAGAAAAUGGAACUAUAACUUUGAUUGCAAGGGUUACUGGUAAUCCAGUUCCAACUGUUUUAUGGUUUAGAAACAACAAACCAUUAUUAGCUUCACCUAAAAAAAAAGAAGUAUUUGAUGGUGAAAACAUUGUUUUGGAAAUAUUGAAUGCGGAUAGUGAAGACGAUGCAGGUGACUACAAAUGUGUUGCAUCUAAUACGCUGGGAAUUACCACACAUGGUGCAAGAGUUUCAGUAGAUGUUCCGUUGGUAACUUUCACUCGACCUCUCAAAGAUAUAAUAGAAGUUGAUGAGAAACAGCCAAUAUAUUUAGAAUGUGAAACGUCCCAUACAGUAACUACCAAAUGGUUGUUUAAUGACAAAGAACUUACUGGAAUGGAUCACAGAGAACUUCAUCAAGAUGGACGAGUUCAUCGUUUGAUUAUUAAGAAAUCAAAUGUUCUGGAUAUCGGAAAGUAUUCGUGUAUUGUCAAAAACCAUACUACAUCCUGUACAGUAGUUGUUCAUGAUAUAAAAGCUGAAUUUAUAAAGAAACUAGAAGAUAUUGAAGUAAAAGAAAAUGAUUGUGCUAUAAUGGAAGUGGAAGUAACAUCAGAAACAGUUGAUGUUACCUGGCAUAAGGAUGGAGAAAUGCUUACUGAUGGCUUGAAAAAUAAGAUAUUUAUUGAAAAAGAUGGUCAAAUACGAAAGCUUAUUAUACGAAGCAUCUCUGUGCAUGAUGAUGGUGAAUAUACUUGUUCUUUAGGAGAUCAAGAAUGUACUGCAGAAGUAAAUGUCAUAGAAUUAGCACCACAAAUAAUAACUAAAUUAAAAGAUCAAAAAGUUGCUUUUGGAGAACAAGUGUUGUUUGAUAUUGAACUAACGAAAGGAGACGCUUUGGUAAAAUGGAUGAAAGACGGUAAAGAAUUACAACUUAGCAAUAAUGUGAGAUUGACUAUUGAUGGAAAACGUCAAAAACUCGAAAUUGUAAAAGCAUCAAAAAAUGAUUCUGGUGUUUAUAGUUGUCAAGUCCAUGAGCAAGAAUGCAAAGCUACUCUUACUAUUGAAGAACCAAAAGCUAAAUUUACUAAAAAAUUACCUGAAGUAACACUUGCAAUUAAUGAUACAAAUGUCAAAUUACUUGUAGAAGUUUCCCAGAUAAAUAUUCCAGUUAAAUGGUUCAGAUCAGGAAAAUUAAUCAAGGAGUCCAAAAAAUAUAACAUUAUAUCUGAAGGAAAGACUCAUACUCUUAUUAUAAAAAAUGUUUUACGUGAAGAUGAGUCUGAAUAUUCAUGUACUGCUACAAAUGUUAAAACAUCUACAAAGUUAAAAGUUGAAGUUAAAGAAGAUCCACCUAAAAUUAUUAGAAUUGAAAAAGAAUACAGAUUGAAGAAGAAUGAUGAAUUAAAUGUUACUUUAACUUUUACUUCAUUAACACCAGUAUCAGUAGAAUGGCUCAUUAACGGAUCAUUGAUAAAAAAAUCAGAUCGAGUAUCUUAUUCGUUAUUUGAAUCAUCAGCUAAUCUUACCAUUAAAAACAUAAUUUCAUCUGAUACUGGCAUUUUAACUGUAAAAUUAAAAAAUAACUAUGGUGAAGUCAUGGAAACUUUAAGAAUCAUAUUAAUUGAAGUUCCUGGAGAACCUGAAGUACCAGAAGUUAUCGAGACUACAGAUACCUCGGUAACAUUACAUUGGAAACCACCAAAGUAUGAUGGUAAUUCACAAAUUGAAAAUUAUAUUAUUGAGUAUCAUGAUAAAGAAGAGUUUAUGAUGUGGCAUAAAAUACAAGUAACUGAUACCACACACCAAAUUUCUAAUCUACCAAGUGGACAUGAAAUUAUGUUCAAAGUAGCAGCUAAAAAUUGUGCUGGUGUUGGACCUUCUUCUCAUAACACUAAAUACGUGAAAAUUAUUAGUAUAGGUUCAUUUUAUCCACCCAUUGUUCAAGAACCUCUCUCAGAUUUAUCUGUCAGUCUAGGAAAAACUGCUACAAUUCAAUGUGUGAUAUCUGGUCAACCUACCCCUGAAAUUAAAUGGCUUAAAAAUGGCACUAUAUAUAAAUCUAAGACUUCUACAUUUGAUAACCAUGUAGUUAAGUUAAUAAUUAGUGAAUGCUCUGAAUCGUCUGUGGGUACAUAUACAUGUCAAGCAAUAAAUAGUGCUGGCACUGUAGAAACAUCAUGUAAAUUAAUUGUACAAGAUGUACCAAAAAUCGAAGUAGCUGAAUCAGAAACCUCGCAAAUCAUAAGAGUUCUAAGUCAGUGGAAAGUUAUUGCAAAAUAUAAUGGGUAUCCAAAACCUAAUAUCAUUUGGCAUAAAAAUGGCCAACCUCUUGAAGUUAGUAAACACGUUAGUGUAUAUGAUGAUCAAGAUAAUUGGUCAACAACAAUAGCUAUAUAUUCAGUGGACAGGUCAGAUAGUGGCAUAUACACAAUAAUUGCAUCCAAUUCAGCAGGUUCAGCUACCUGUAAUUUGAACUUAAAAGUUAUUGAAACACUUAAUGAUGGUAAAGAUAAACCAAGUGCACCACGAGGGCCAAUGAAUAUUAAAGAAAUUAACUCAGAGUCAGUAACUAUUGCUUGGGAUGAACCAGUUGAUGAUGGUGGUUUAGAUAUAACAUUGUAUCAAAUUGAACGAUGCAAUGUUGGUAAGAUGAUAUGGUCUAAGGUGGCAGAUGUUGGUCGUGAAGUAUCAGCCUAUAGUGUUCAAAAACUACAUGAAGAUUCUGAGUAUAUGUUUAGAGUGAGUGCUCAAAAUGCUAUUGGAAUGUCUGACUUUUUAGAAAGCGAUCCUGUUACUGUUAAAUGCAGAUACCACAAACCAUCAGCACCACAAGGACCAUUACAAAUAACUGGUGUCACUGAUACAUCAUUGACAAUCGCCUGGUUACCACCGUUUGAUAAUGGAGGAAUUGAAAUUGAAGACUACUGUGUUGAAAUAAAAGAAAUAGAUAAAAAAGCUUGGCAAAAAAUUGAAUCUAAUAAAGAUUUGCGUGUAAAAAUAAACGAUCUGAAGAAAGGUUCUUCUUAUAAUAUCAGAAUUACAGCUAGAAAUCAUGUAGGUUAUGGUAAGCCUUACAUUCCUGAAGAACCUAUUGUAGCUGGAAAUCGCAUAAGCUUUAGAAAUGGUAUUUCUGAUCAAACCCUUUAUGUACUUAUGGGUAUAUUCCCUGCUAAAUCUAAAGUAUCAGCUUCUCCAUCACCCCCUACUAAUUUCACUGUGACUGAAAUAGCAAGUAAAAGUGUGGCUUUAUGUUGGGGACCUCCUGAAAAUAAUGGUGGUUCAGAAAUAACAGGCUAUGUCAUUGAAAAACAACUUAAUGGAACAAAUCAGUGGUUUAAAGUAGCCACACUUGACCUAUUGGCCUCACAUUAUUGUGUUGAAAACUUAAAAGAUAAAUCAGAAUAUUUCUUCAAAAUUUAUGCAGAAAAUUCCGUAGGACUUAGUGAUCCAGUUAAAUCAAAACUAAUUAGUUUGUUGACUCAUGCAACUGUGCCAUCACCUCCAACUGCCCCGUUAGAAGUACGUAACAUUAGUGCUAACACAAUAAUUGUUGAAUGGGGUGUACCAGAAACUGAUGGUGGUGCACCACUAAAAGGAUAUAACAUAGCAAUCCGUGAUGAAAAGAAAACUAUGUGGAUAGAAGUCGGUAGAGUCAAUGCUGAUAUACAAAAAUUUAACAUUAAAGAUUUACAAGAACAUCAUAAGUAUAAUAUAAGAAUAUUUGCUAAAAACGAAGUAGGUCUUAGUGAUCCAUUGGAAACUGAAGAACCAUAUAGUGUACAAAAACCAACAGAUUACUAUGAGUCAGAUGUUGAAGAAUCAGUUAUGGAUACUAAACCAUCGAUUACUCAAACAUCAGACACAACAACAUCGUGGCUAAGAGAAGCCAACAUGGAAGCGGAUAUCACUUCCUAUACAAACAUGUCCUUACUGAAAAGAAAUGAAUACUUCUUCAAAGUUUGGUACUAUGCUAAACAGCUGUUCAAAUAAUGUCUAGAGACUCUGAAAAUUGUCAUAUAACAUCUUUGUGAAUUAUAUUACUUUAAUUUUAUAUAAAUUAUGAAAGAGCGUAUAAACGUUUUAUUUUGUCGUUCCCCUAGGCAAAAUAAAAAUUUUCCCAUUUCAUAACUUUUCUUAAGUUUUAAUGUGAUAAACCUGAUAACAUUGUUAUAAUUCUUAGGAAUUCCCCUCCGCUUUAUUUAGGACUUGAUUUCAUUAUUAUGAUAAUGCUAUGUUUGAUCAAUUAAUUUGUGGUAAUUCUUAAAAAUUAUAGUUUAGUUUUAGUAACAGUUUGUUAUUAUACUCUUUUUUCAUUUGAUUAAUAAAAUAGCAUAAUAUGAUAAAUUUUUUGUUAUUAAAAAUCACAUGUUAUAUAAAAGUGUUAAGAUUUUAAUUGUUUUAAAUAAAUAUAUAUGUAUAUUUUUAUAAAAUA
Daktulosphaira vitifoliae (grape phylloxera) is the source of this 40562-nucleotide messenger RNA. Its product is annotated as titin. The transcript is spliced from 110 exons. Gene Ontology annotation, molecular function: protein binding. Lineage: Eukaryota; Metazoa; Arthropoda; Insecta; Hemiptera; Phylloxeridae. Bases 269 to 40120 code for a protein of 13283 amino acids. The record is from RefSeq and is a predicted model, not a curated record.